Messenger RNA from Rotaria socialis, 507 nucleotides. The record is from the annotation of a GenBank genome assembly. Lineage: Eukaryota; Metazoa; Rotifera; Eurotatoria; Philodinida; Philodinidae.
AUGCAAGCUCAAGGUCUAGUUUUAUUAGAUACAUCGAUUAACUCGUACUCGAAGGUCAUCUGGAUUACUUCAACAGCUACUACGGCUGGAGCAAUCAUUCAUGUGGCAUCUACAACAAUAGGAAUCAGUUGGUCAAUACAGAUGUUAGACUUCAUUAAUACAGGGAACUUAGGAGCGCAAGGAUGUUCGACAAGUGGUUCUACACCACUUACCGAACCUACAGUUCCCAUAAAUGCCUGGACUCAUGUAGCUAUUACUUAUGAAAGUUCGAAUGGACUCCGUUUAUGGAUGAAUGGUACACUGUUUGUUGCAUCAGCUUCGUCCUGUAAUUAUAGUGCUACCGAUGUCCCUGUUACUCUCACAAUGGAUGCAUCUCUAAGUAGUGCUGCUGGUUCAUGUACUGCCGGUAUAAUCACGACAGGACAAUAUUUUGGCUUUCUAGAUGAAUUUAAAUUGUUCUCAAGAGAGCUAUCAUUGACUGAAGUAUCGAGUCUUGUUAAUCCAUAA